Leguminivora glycinivorella is the source of this 3867-nucleotide messenger RNA. RefSeq names its product A disintegrin and metalloproteinase with thrombospondin motifs 7 (gene AdamTS-B). Gene Ontology annotation, cellular component: extracellular matrix. The transcript is spliced from 20 exons. NCBI's taxonomy places the organism in Eukaryota, Metazoa, Arthropoda, Insecta, Lepidoptera, Tortricidae. The record is from RefSeq and is a predicted model, not a curated record. The coding region runs from base 460 to 3813 and encodes 1117 amino acids. Gene Ontology annotation, biological process: proteolysis; extracellular matrix organization. Gene Ontology annotation, molecular function: metalloendopeptidase activity.
GCCGCGACGCGCGCUCCGCUCCCAGCCCGCGCACCGAAACAUCACAUGCGACUGAAAAAAAAACUAAAUUUCAAAUUCCGAACGCUGCACAUUCUAAAUUCAAAUUAUCGAACACGUGUUUAUUUAAAGUUGGCGCGAACGCGUUUUUCACUGGCAGUGAAUAAAUUAACGCGCGUGCUUACCAAUUUCACUUUUACCCGUGCUCAUCUUGUCUGCCGGCCGUCUGCGCGGGACCAUGGAUAUCUAACAAAUCGAAUAUAAUGAACAUUCAACAAAGCCGACGACCGAGCAUCUACACAUUAACGCUGUCUAAUUACAGGCACAAAAUAUCAUAACAGUGUUCUAAGUUGUCCUACUCGAAUUACGUUACGUUAUAUCAUUAGUGCAAUGAUAAAAUGCAUCGGUAGUAGUAUUGUCAUGCCAACGACAUAGACGAUAACAGUCAUUCACGGCGCGAAAAUGGUGCUUAGAAAAAUGGAUGUGCGGUGUCUAUUAAUACUGUUGUUGUUCCAAACUUUGGUGGCGUUGUGCAGCGCAAAAUUCAUAAUGCCUAAAGUGGAGUUUCCCACGGGCGAUGUUCAAGAAGAGAUCCAGGAUAGCAUAAGAAACUUCAUACAUACAGGUCUCUACUCCCACGUGCACCUGGAUCCGUCGCAGGUGCAAGUGUCAACACCGGUGAAGGUGACGCGCGACGGGCAGCUGGUGUCGCGCACGGUCGCGCACGCGCACGACCACGCGGGCGCGCGCGCGCGGCGCGACCUGCGCGGCGCGGAGCACGCGCUGCCGCACGCCGUGCACUAUAACCUCACUGUUGACGGCAGGGAGCUGAGGCUGGACUUACGGCCGUCGGUGAGCUUCAUUGCGCCAGCGCUGGUUGUGGAGCGGCAUGGCGACGGCGAGAGGACGCGGCACAGGCCGCACGGGGGCGCCACUGGGUGCCACUAUACGGGGUCCAUUAGGGGCCAACCUGAGUCAAGGGUGGCACUUUCCGCCUGUGAUGGAUUGGCGGGCCUGUUAAGGACAGAACAUGGAGAAUAUUGGAUCGAGCCGUCCAAUCAAGUGUCAAGCGACGCUUCAGCUGGGAGACCACACGUGAUAUUCAAACGAUCAGCAGUUGACAAAGUAGAAGCGUACCACAGAAAAAAGAGAGCAGCAAACUACAGAACUGACAAUGAACAAUAUAAACGAUACUACGAAAAGGAAUACCAAAAGUUUCAUCCUAGGAGGAACACAAACACUAACGUUAGAAGAAAUCACGAUAGUAAAGAAGCAGAGAAUAGACGCUUACGAGAAUACGAGAGACUGAAACGAUUAGAGAACGCAAGAAAAAAUCCUAUAGCAUUUAGAGCUGAGAUGCAAAGAAGAAGAGAGAAUAGAAUCAACCAAUCGCUAUCAAAGAGUAGUUCAAAUUCAAUAGAAACUAGCAAUAGCAAUAGCAGAUCAAUGGAGAUGACUUACGCGAGAACAGGCCGGAAGAGGAUGAACAGAAGACGAGGGGAUGGGCAGAAGAAGCACAGGAGACGCAGGAGGAAAGCGAAGAACUGUGCCACCAAGCAACCACCGUACACGUGGAAUAUCACAAGCGCUCGAGAAUAUGAUAGAACUAGGAACAAUUAUAUUCCUAACCAACGAGCGUCCGGUAACUCGCCGCGACGACCUCGGUCGGUGAGCAAGCCUCAGCAUGUGGAAGUAUUGCUGGUCGCCGACAAGUCUAUGACAGAGUUCCAUCAGAAUAACGAAUCGUUGGAGACCUACUUGCUUACCAUCAUGAACAUGGUUUCGGAUCUUUACAAGGACCGCUCGAUCGGCAACCUGAUCCAAGUGGUGGUGGUAAAGAUCGUCACCCUGCAGAGCUCCCGAGACCUGCACGUCUCAACCAACGCUGACACGACACUGUCUCUCUUCUGCCAUUGGCAGCAGCAGCUGAACCCUGUCAACGACUCGCACCCUCAGCACCAUGACGUUGCUAUCUUGGUCACCAGGCAGGAUAUCUGCAGUCUUCAUAAUCAGCCUUGCAACACCCUGGGAGUGGCGCACGUGGCAGGCAUGUGCAUCCCGGACCGGAGCUGCUCCGUCAACGAAGACAACGGCAUCAUGCUGGCACACACCAUCACACACGAGCUUGGACACAACUUCGGCCUCUACCACGAUACGGAGAAGAUCGGCUGCAGCAGACGAGAAGGGUCUACAUUACACAUCAUGACGCCAGUGUUUGAAGCGGACAGCGUCCAAGUGGCCUGGUCGAGGUGCAGCAAACGAGAUGUCACCAAUUUCUUAGACAAUGGAUUCGGAGAGUGUUUGGGCGACGAACCUUCUACGGAAAUUGACAAGUAUAAGUAUCCGGAACUACCUGCAGGAGUUAUGUAUGACGCGGCGAAGCAAUGCGUACUCCAGUUCGGAACAGACGCAACUGUCUGCACCGGUACGGAUCCUGAGGAACUGUGCCAGCAUCUCUGGUGUCUCGUCAACGGGACCUGCAAGUCUAUGCUGCGCCCUGCCGCCUCCGGCACUACUUGCGGAGUCGAUAUGUGGUGUCAAAACCAGAAGUGCGUGCCCCGAGAGCGGCCACCGGAGGCGCGGGACGGGGGCUGGGGCGACUGGUCGGAAUGGAGCGAGUGCUCGCGCACGUGCGGCGGCGGCGUCGAGAUCAAGACCAGGGAGUGCGACAACCCUAUGCCGUCCAACAACGGGAAGUACUGCGUCGGAGAUAGAAGCCGAUACCGAACAUGCAACAGAGAGAAGUGCCCCAUAAACGAGCCGUUGUUCAGGGACGUGCAGUGCGCCAAGUACAACAACAAGACUGAUAAGAACAACGACACCGUCAUCGCUGACUGGGUGUCGUUUUAUGACCAAGAUAAGCCGUGUGAGCUGCAGUGCGUGCCUCGAAACAGCAACGACUACGAAAUCUUGCCCGGAUACGUGGCCGACGGAACGCCGUGCUGGCAGACCAUUGCCGGCAGAAACUCGCGCGAUAUGUGCAUAUCUGGUGUGUGCUACAAGGUGGGAUGCGACUGGGUCGUGGGCUCUGACCUGGAAGAGGACGCUUGCGGUAUAUGCGGAGGGGACGGCUCGGCGUGCAAGACUGUGCAGGGCAUCUACAGCAAGGGCACCACUAAGCAGUCCGGCUUUACUGAGGUUGCCGUGAUACCGGCCGGCUCAAGAAACGUGAAGAUCCAAGAGAAAGUGAGCCCGGGAAAUUACAUUUCUAUUGGGAGUGCACGAACGAGAAAACUUCUUCUAAACGGAGGCGGAGCUCGUAACUCUACUCUGACCGAGUACUUUGUGGCUGGCUCCCAGGCGAUCUACGAAAGAGAUCGCGAUUGGGAGAAAGUUCAGAUUGUGGGACCGAUUCUGGAGGAUAUCAAAGUUUAUCAACGAAUUUACCGCGGCAACCAUCGCAACCCCGGCGUGAACUACCAGUAUACCGUCAGCAAGAGAUACCGGUACCGGCUCAGCGAUUGGUCGCCGUGUAGCGCGACGUGCGGCCGCGGCCGCAUGUACCGCCAGCAUGAGUGCGUCACUGACAGUGGUCGCAAGGUGGACCCAUCACAUUGUGACCAACAAGAACAGUUCAGCAGGGAAGCGCUCGUGCAGAUAUGCAUGCGACCGCCGUGUACUGCGCGCACGCACUGGCGUGUUGAUUCCUGGCAGCGGUGCAAUACCUCCUGUCGAAUACCGGGGAAGGAGCCAACGAAACACAGACGAGUAUACUGCGUGGAUAAUCUGACUGGUCAUCGGCGAAAUGACGCCGACUGUGACCUCGCGAUGAAACCAAUAUCAACUAUCAUCUGUGCUGAUAUACCACCGUGCUAAAGGAAUCAAGAAAUGUAUAUUUGCAAUGAGAGCCAAUACAACGUACCUUGUGGA